CUCUGACUUAUUACUAUUCGAGUUCCUGUUGUUUUUUCUACGCGGAAAACGUGAAACUGCUUCAUCAAAAAUAUUAAACAAAAAUCAUGGUAUUGUUAAUUAAUCAUUCGGUACCAUCGGAAGGUAUUCACCACACUGAAUCAAACGUUACAGCAAACAUAGAAGGUAGUGAUAUUGGCAGUGGCAGCCUGUACAUCACUGAAAGUUCUGUUUUGUGGCUGAAUGAUAAUGAUCAAGGCAUUCAGUUGGAAUACAAACUCAUUUGUUUACAUGCCAUUUCAAGAGAUCUUACAAAUUUCCCACAUGAACACCUGUUGUGUCAUUAUGAAGGAAAAGUUCCAGGGUUAAAGGAUGAAAAUGAAUCAGAUGAAGAUGAAAAUGAAAGAGACAACGAUUCAGUAAAUGAAUUAACAGAAAUUCGAUUCAUUCCACAAAAUAAAGAAUCCUUACAAGCCAUGUUUGAAGCCUUGGCAAAUUGUCAGACACUCCAUCCAGACAGUGACUGUCAGUUGUCUGGUGAUGAUUUUGAAGAUGCUGAAGAAGGUAGUGGUGAUGCUAUCUAUGACACAGAAGAAAGUGAGAUCCUUCUUACAGAUCAGGGCAGAAUACAGCUGGAGAGGUUGAAUCAACUUUUGGGUGCUGGACAAGGUGAUGCUGACCUCUCCACUCGCACAAGCGAAAUGAGGAUAACUAACGGUCAUGAACCGCCCACAGAUUCUGAUCAGUUUCAAGAUGCGGAUAAUAUGGACAGUUAACUUUUAUGUCAAUACAGAUGCAUUAUGGGUGGAUGAAGGUUUUUUUUUAAGUCAUCUUUUACAUUAUUAUUGUUUCAUUUUAUUUUAUUAUUCACUCUUGCAAAUUUUGCAAGUGAACUGUUACAAAGUUUUUUUUUUUUAAUUUGUUUAACAAUUUGAUGAUGUAAGCUGUUGCUGAGCUUUGUUUGAUAAAAUAAAAUGGUCAAAUAUUGUCUA
Physella acuta is the source of this 971-nucleotide messenger RNA. Its product is annotated as methylosome subunit pICln. Lineage: Eukaryota; Metazoa; Mollusca; Gastropoda; Physidae. Gene Ontology annotation, biological process: chloride transport; cell volume homeostasis; spliceosomal snRNP assembly. The record is from RefSeq and is a predicted model, not a curated record. Gene Ontology annotation, cellular component: plasma membrane; cytosol; spliceosomal complex.